CUGCACAGUCGUUCAGUCGGUCGCCGGAUGUCAGCCUCAGCUGCCAACUUCAUUCAGUUCCUUUCUGGCUCCCGUCGAACGUUGUCGUCUCGUUCGGUUGAAACGGAUCGAAUCGAAGCGAAGCCAGGCCAAAAAAUCUCAAAGCCACGGCUCAUGUGAAACCAACCAGAGUUUUAUCACAAGUCGCGAAAUCCAACGUAAUUUUUUCGAAAAUUUCUAACUCAACAAAAGUAGUGACAAAACGCAAAUCUACAAGUGACAAAAGAAACAAACAAGAAUUGCAAAACUUAUGUUUAAGUGACAAGUGACAAGAUACAAGAAAGCGUAAAAAAACGUAAACAAACCGCAUAGAGCACACAUUUUUUGGAUUAAGUGCCCCAAAGUUCCUGUUAGCGGCGCAACAUCUUGGAUUACUACUAAACAACAACAACAGUAUUAUCGCUUAAAACUAGCACAAAAUCUUCAAAUUUCAACAACAACAUCAAAAAUAUAUAAAAAAUAUUUUUAAAACUACAACACUUUUGCUAGGCAACCAAAAAACAACAGCAACAAAAAGUAAAUAAAUAAAUACAAAAAGAAACUUGUGCAACAUCCCAACAACAAAUGUGAAAGCGUAACAAACAAACAAAAAACGCAACGAAGAAAAAAUAGAGAAAGAAACAAAUCAGCAUAAAAGUGAAAAGUAAGAGAAAGAGUGUGUUUUGAAAAUGCUGCAGUGAACCUUAAUAAAAAUUAACAACAACAACAACAAAAAAAAAAACAGCAACAAUUAAAAUCUACUGCAAAAAACAACACAAGUGUUGUUGUCCCAUGUAUUUGUUGAUGCCAUGCAAUUGAUUGUUGACAAAAUUCCCAUGUAUUCCAAACAAACAACGAAGCGCAAUUCCAAAAAGUAAGUUUCCAAAGAAAUAAACAAAAAUUAAAGAACCCCUAAAUUCUAUAAAUUAACAAAACAAAACAAAGAACUAGUGAAAAGUGCGAGCAAACCGAAAAGGAAAAACUCUUUAGUGAUAAACUGAUAACAGCAACAACUUUAGCGGGAAAGAGAUAGCACAUAGCAGCUGCUGCUUCUUCUUCUGCAACGUGCACCUGUCCCCACCUUAAAUAACAACAAGAGCAACAACAACAGCACCAACAACAACUUCAACAACCAACAACAACAAUUAAUACACCACGCGCUGUUGCCAUAAAACCCAAAAGAAAAAGAAAACUUAGGAAAAAUGAUGAAAUGAACCAGCAGGCGGGCUCCUCAAGGGCGCCAGCCACAGGGGGCCAAAUCUCACCGCCAGGUGCCAGCACAGCCGGCGUGGAUCCACAGCAGCAGCAGCAGCAACAGUUGCAGCAACAGCAGCAGCAGCAGUACUACAACCAGCAGCAGCAACACCAGUACCAGCAGCAACAGCAGCGUGACAAUUUCCUGGCCUACCAACAGCAGCAGCAGCAACAGCAGCAGAGAACAGGAGGCAGUGGGGCAAACUUUAUGCUGGGCAAUGACCUUGUCGGCGGCGACAGCCUGCGCAGCCUGAACAACACCUUUGGACCCAAUUCGGAGUUCACAGCCGGCAGCUCUAACUCGACCACAUCACUGGGCGGCCUUAGCGGCGGCAGUUCCAACGGUCAGGGAUAUCCGGGAAUGGUGGCUGCCAGUCAGCAGCAUCACCAGCAGCAGCAGCAACACCACCAACAGCAACAGCACCACCAGCAGCAGUCACACAUGUCCAGCAUGGAUGCCAUGGGUGGUUACAGUCAGAUGGGCGGCGGCAUGCAUCCUGGCCCUAAUAGCGGCAUGAUGGGCAACAUGAAUGCCCAGUACAUGAACGGCGGUUCCGGCCAAGGUGGCUAUAAUGGCCAAGGCAUGGGCAUGGGCUACGGCGGUGGAGGCAACAUCGGACCCCAGAGGCAUCAUCAAAUGACGCCCAUGAAUCAGAUGCAAAACAUGUCAAUGGGCCCCGGUGUGGGUGGCUCCAAUGGCAUGGGCAUGAAUCCCAUGCAACAGCAGGCAGCGCAGCAGCAGAUGGGCGGCAUGAAUCCAAUGGCCAAGAUGCAGGGCAUGGCCAACGGUGGCUACCCACAGCAGGCGCCUCCUUCGCUCACAGCCCAGCAGCAACAGCAACAGCAGCAGCAACAGCAGCAGCGUCGCAUGGCUCCGUAUCCGCAUCCGCAGAUGCACAUGGCCCAGAAGCGGGCAGCGGCGGCGGCGGGCGGAGCAGGCGGCGUGGGCGUUGGCGGCAUGUAUCCCGGCAAUCCCAUGCAGCAGCAACAGCAGGCGCAGAUGUACGGCAACCAGCAGAUGCAUCCCGGCGCAGGCGGAGGAGUUCCCCUGCCCAUGCAGGCGGGUGGAGCUGGCAACGGCUAUGGCGGACGUGGCGGACCCAUGGGCGCCGGCAACGGUGGCUAUGGUCGCAUGUCGGCCGGCAAUGGAAUGGGUCCAAACGGUGGUCCCGUCAUGGGACCCAUGGGUCCCGGCGGCAUGACAGCCGGCGGCAUGGGUCCCGGUCCUGCUGGCUGCAUGAGCCAGCAGCGCUUCAUGCCCCAGGCAUCCGGCGGUGGCGGCGGUAUGCCCGGAGUGGGCUACGGCGGUGCCGGCGGACCCGGCUCGCAUCAGGGUCAGUUUUAUCCCGGCAGUGGAGGUCAAGGCGGCGGCAUGCAGCAGGCAGGUGGCAUGUGCCCGGCGGGUCCGGGCGGCGUGGCCACCACCGGCAAUCCCUACCAGAAUCAAGGUUUCCAGCAAAACUAUCAGCACAGUCCAGUUCCUGGCAAUCCCACGCCACCGCUGACACCCGCCUGCAGUGUGCCCUAUGUCAGCCCCAAUCCGGACAUUAAGCCACCCAUGGACAACAGCGAAGAAAUGAGACUGACAUUCCCGGUGCGCGACGGCAUCAUCCUGGCUCCUUUCCGCCUGCUGCACAAUCUCUCGGUCAGCAAUCACGUGUUCCAUCUCAAGCAGAAUGUCUACAACACGCUCAUGUGCCGAACCGAUUUGGAGCUGCAGUUAAAGUGCUUCCACCAGGAUGACCGGCAGAUGAACACCAACUGGCCGCACACGGUCACCGUCUCCGCGAAUGCCACGCCCCUGAAUAUCGAGCGGUCCGAGAAGAACAGCACCGCCCUGCGUCCCCUCUACUUGAAGGCCGUUUGCCAGCCGGGCAGGAAUACGCUUCAGUUGACCGCCAGUUCCUGCUGUUGUUCACACCUGUUCGUGCUGCAGCUAGUCCAUCGACCAUCGGUGCGCCAGGUGCUCCAGACGCUGCACAAGCGCAACCUGUUGCCUCUGGAGCACAGCGUGCAGAAGAUCAAGCGCAACCUGAGCUUGCCCAGCGAGGGCCAGACACCUGGAUCGGAUGCGGCAAGCCAGCAGAAUGGUGGGCAGCAGUGCGCCAAGAUCUCAUUGAAGUGCCCCAUCACCAAGUCUCGAAUACGACUCCCGGCCAGGGGACAUGAGUGCAAGCACGUUCAGUGCUUCGACCUGGAGGCGUAUCUGAUGAUUAACAGCGAGCGCGGCUCUUGGCGGUGUCCCGAGUGCAGCAAGUCGGCCAUCACCGACACGCUGGAAAUCGAUCAGUACAUCUGGGCCAUACUCAAUACGCUGAGCAACUCGGACGUGGACGAGGUGAUCAUCGAUUCCUCGGCCAACUGGCGGGCGUUGCAGCAUAAUGGCGGCAUGCCCAAUGCCCCGCCCCCCUCGAAUGUUCCUAGCAGCAAUCCCAGCGGCAGCAAUCCGAAUCCCAAUGGAAGCGGCGGUGGCCCCAGCUCCGGCAUGCCGCCCAGCAUCAAGCAGGAACUGUGCGACGAUAUUGCCAAGUCGGAGGUCAUGUCGCCGGGCUCCACGCAGCUGCCCACUUGGGACAGCGCGCAGGCGAUGAGUCCCUACAACAUGCACGACAUGAACUCCAUUGCCAGCGGCAAUAUGAUGGGCAACGGUGGCAACAACAGCCAGCAUGGCAAUCGCAGCAGCUAUGAUGGCUUCAGUGGCAACCACAGCGACGGCAGCGGCGGCUUGGCCGGCAACGAUGGCGGCGUCAAUUCCCUAGAUCAGCUUAAUGCCAUGGAAAAGUCGCUCAGCGAUCAGAUGCCCCACACUCCGCACACUCCUGGUGCAGCCAGCCAUCCAAUGACACCUGGCGGACCGCCCAGUGUCAGCAGCUCCCACAAUGAACCCAUCAGUGGGGGCACGCCCAAUGCCAAUGGCAGCAGCAAUGGCACCAGCAAUAAUAAUAAUAACAAUAGCAGCAGCACAGGCCACAAUUCGCCACAGACACCGGGCACGCCCAAUCGCAUGGGCGGGGGCAUGUCGAGCGGAGGAGGAGCAGCAGAUAGCCAGCAGCAGCAGCAGGAGCAGCUGCUCAACUCGCUGAUGAGCAGCCAAACGCAGCUGAAGUUUAGUGAAAGUGAUCUGAGCGCCGAGCUUCAGAGUUUCGAUGCGGCGGCAGCGGGAAUAAAUGAUACGGCACACGAUCUGCUGCAGGAUGUGGAUCCCAUGGAAAUCCUAUCCUAUCUGGAUCCCCAGCCCGAUCUUAACACGCCACCCUCUAGUGGCAGCAGCAACAACAAUGCCAGCGACGACUUGCUGGCCACGUUAUUUGACUAAGCCCCCUACAAAAAAUUAUUAAAAAAUGGGCUUCGACAUGCUGACAGAGAGAGAGAGAGAGAUGAUGGAUAAUUGAAAAAUGGCAGAAAUACCAUAAAUUGUAUAUAGUAUUAUUAAUUUUAAUGAAAUGUGCACUAGAAGAAAGUUGCGUACUUCAACAAAAACAACAUUUUCGUUUCCUCACACAAAACCAACAGCAGCAGCAAAAACAACAACAAAAAUACACACAAAAAAAAGGAAGAAAACUAUUACAAUAACAACACAGAAGGAAGAUGAAAAAUCGAAGCGGAAAUUUAAAUUUGCCCGUGUUGAAAAACAAUGAAAUGUGAUUUAAAAAUUAAUUAAUUAAAUUAAUUGGCAUUUAAUUUAAAGCUAACUAAAAAAAACCC
Molecule: messenger RNA, 4977 nt
Organism: Drosophila kikkawai
Lineage: Eukaryota; Metazoa; Arthropoda; Insecta; Diptera; Drosophilidae
Gene: tna
Product: tonalli
Biological process (GO): protein sumoylation; regulation of transcription by RNA polymerase II
Cellular component (GO): chromatin
Molecular function (GO): SUMO ligase activity; zinc ion binding
Source: RefSeq, a predicted model, not a curated record